CUUCUGGUUGCUUUGUACUGCUUCUGGGUUGGUACAAUUGCAGUGCCCUUUUCCAUGAUUUUCUCGUGGCAAAUCAUGGCGUCUGUGUCUCUUCCUCACUCGCUUCCUAACACGCCGCCGCUCCUCCCUUCAAACCAACCAAGAAUUAUCGCUCCCUCAUUCAAUCGAUUCCCUCUCCUUCGAUGCUCCGCCAAUCUCAGAAACUCCAAAAAUCACCAAAAUUCCAGAGCCAAUGGUCGCUUCACUACCACUCGCCUCCCAGCAAAGUUAGAAGUCGAAUGUUUUGCGAGCAUUUCUUCUUCAAGUACCCAAGAAACAUCUUCAAUUGGUGUCAACCCACAAAUCUCAAUACCUCCCCCACCCUCAAAUGUAGGGUCGCCUCUGUUUUGCAUUGGCAUUGGUGUUGGGCUUUCAGCACUGUUUUCAUUGGUGGCUAUGAGAUUAAAGUGGAUCGUGUCUUAAUGAUUACGCUGCCUGACAAAGUCAAUAGAAUGCUCCAAU
This is a messenger RNA of Pyrus x bretschneideri (Chinese white pear), 501 nucleotides long. RefSeq names its product protein TIC 40, chloroplastic-like. Bases 55 to 462 code for a protein of 135 amino acids. Gene Ontology annotation, biological process: protein import into chloroplast stroma; chloroplast organization. The transcript is spliced from 5 exons. Gene Ontology annotation, cellular component: chloroplast inner membrane; chloroplast thylakoid membrane. The record is from RefSeq and is a predicted model, not a curated record. NCBI's taxonomy places the organism in Eukaryota, Viridiplantae, Streptophyta, Magnoliopsida, Rosales, Rosaceae.